CGCGCGAACUGAGGGAAGCGGCCCGCCCCGUGUGGUGUGUGAGGUGAAAGGCAGCCGCCCGAGCCCACCCCCGCCCUUCUGCCCGCCCGCCCCCGCCCUCCUCUCCUCCCCCGAGCCGGUGAGAGUAGAGAGAGAACCACCAUGUCUGCGCCGGCCGCCAAAGUCAGUAAAAAGGAGCUCAGCCCCAACCACGACGAAGACGAUGAGGCCUCAGAAAAAGAGCAGCAGGAAGCAAUUGAACAAAUUGAUGAAGUACAGAAUGAAAUAGACAGACUGAAUGAGCAGGCCAGUGAGGAAAUUUUGAUAGUAGAACAGAAAUAUAACAAACUCCGCCAACCCUUCUUUCAGAAGAGGUCAGAACUGAUUGCCAAAAUACCAAACUUCUGGGUAACAACAUUUGUUAACCACCCACAAGUAUCUGCACUGCUGGGGGAGGAGGAUGAGGAGGCACUGCAUUAUAUGACCAGGGUGGAAGUGGCAGAGUUUGAAGAUAUUAAAUCAGGUUACAGAAUAGAUUUUUAUUUUGAUGAAAACCCUUACUUCGAAAAUGAAGUGCUCUCCAAAGAAUUUCAUAUUAAUGAAAGUGGAGAUCCAUCUUCAAAGUCAACUGAAAUCAAGUGGAAAGCUGGGAAGGACUUGACAAACCGUUCAAGUCCCACACAGGAUAAAGCUGGCCGGAAAAGGCAGCAUGAGGAACCAGAAAGCUUUUUCACUUGGUUCACUGACCAUACUGAUGCAGGUGCAGAUGAACUAGGAGAGGUUAUCAAAGAUGACAUCUGGCCAAAUCCUUUACAGUACUACUUGGUUCCUGAUAUGGAUGAUGAAGAAGGGGAAGGAGAAGGAGAAGGAGAAGAAGAAGAAGAUGAUGAUGAUGAUGAUGAUGAAGAAGAAGAAGAAGAAGAUGAUGAUGAUGAUGAAGAAGAUGAUGACGAAGAAGAUGAUGACGAUGACGAUGAAGAAGAAGGCUUGGAGGACAUUGAUGAAGAAGGUGAUGAAGGUGAAGAAGAUGAAGAUGAUGACGAGGGAGAAGAAGGAGAGGAGGAUGAAGGAGAAGAUGACUAAUUGAACACUGAUGGAUUCUAAACCUUCUUUUAUCUUUUUAAUUUUCUUCAGUCCCUGGGAGCAAGUUGCAGCCUUUUUUUUUUUUUUUUCUCUUGUGUGCAUUUGCCUUGUUCUCUUAAUGUCUCUUUCUCUCCUCUUUACACCAUGGUUCACAACUUUUUGGGGGGUGGGAGGGGGGAAUACCUUGAGCAGAAUACAGUGGGAAAAGAAUCUAUCUCUACCAGUUUCUGUUCCAAGUUCAUUUUUAUCCCUUCCUGUCUCAAAACAAACUGUUUGUGGAGUCAACAUACACUGUGUUCUGUGGGAAAAAAAAACAACCUUCUGCUCCCUUCACAUUGCUGGAAGCUGAAGGGUGCUAGGCCCCUGUGUAGUAGUGCAUAGAAUUCUAGCUUUUUUCCUUCUUUCUCUGUAUAUUGGGCUCAGAGAUUACACUGUGUUUCUAUGUGAAUAUGGGCAGUUAGCAUUUACCAACAUGUAUCUGUCUACUUUCUCUUGUUUGAAAAAAUGAAAAAACUUAAAAAAAAAAACCAUGGGGUAUAGCAGGUCAGCAAGGGUGGGUUUGAGAUGUUUGGGUGGGUUAAGUGUGCAUUUUGACAACAUGGCUUCUUCUCCUUUGGCAUGUUUAAUUGUGAUAUUUAACAGACAUCCUUGCCGUUUAAGAUGACAGUUUUAAAAUAAAAUUCUCUCCUUAUGAUGACGUUGAGCCCUGCCACUCAAUGGAGAAUCAGCAGAACCUGUAGGAUCUUAUUUGGAAUUGAUGUUCUCUAUUGUAAUUUUGUUCUUGUUUAUUUUUACAUUUUCUUUUGUUUCACUGGAAAGGAAGAUACUCAGUUUUAAACGUUAAAACGUACAAGUUGCUUUGUUACAAUAAAACUAAAUGUGUAUACAAAAAAAAAAAAGGUUGGCUUUGUUGUUCUCAGUGUGCUUGGAAUUCUUACUCUAUAAAUAUAUAUGUUAUGUUAUUUUACUGAUGGCAUCUUUAACACCUUUCAGCCAAUCAAAUUUCAUUUCUUUAAACAAUAUUUAUGGAAUGGAGAGUUCCUUUAUUCGUAGAAUAAAUUGUGAUUCAGUUGCAAAAAAA
Gracilinanus agilis (Agile Gracile Mouse Opossum) is the source of this 2143-nucleotide messenger RNA. RefSeq names its product protein SET-like. The transcript has a single exon. Gene Ontology annotation, biological process: nucleosome assembly. The coding region runs from base 142 to 1062 and encodes 306 amino acids. Lineage: Eukaryota; Metazoa; Chordata; Mammalia; Didelphimorphia; Didelphidae. Gene Ontology annotation, cellular component: chromatin; nucleus. The record is from RefSeq and is a predicted model, not a curated record. Gene Ontology annotation, molecular function: histone binding; chromatin binding.